AUGUUUCAUGGGUUAAAUACUAAUCAACGGUGUAAAUCGGAUUUCUUGGCUUUUAAAACGGAUAUAAGCAAAGCUUAUGGUCGUGUAGAAUGGUUGUUCUUGGAAGCGGUUCUUUGUAGGUUGGGUUUUGAUGAUAAAUGGACCUCAUGGAUUAUGUGGUGUGUCAGUUCAGUUUCUUAUCAAGUUCUUUUAAAUGGCCAGCCGCCUGGUUCUAUUGUCUCGGAGCAGAGUUUCCGUCAAGGGGAUCCUCUUUCUUCGUAUUUGGUUAUACUUUGUCCAGAAGUUUUGCUUGCUAAUAUUAAAAAGGCUAAGAGAGAGGAAAAGAUGAUAGUCUCUUCUUUCGUAAGGCAGAGGAGGCUGAAUGUAAAAAAUGUUAUGGAGAUCAUUGAUCAUUACGGUAAAGCCUCUGGUCAGGAGGAUAACCUUGCAAAAUCCUCUAUCUUGUUUAGGAAAAAAGUACCAGGACAAGUUCGAGAGCAGCAGCUUAAAACAGUCAUUAGAAUUUCUAAAGAAGGAGAAAUGGGUUCUUAUUUGGGUAUUCCUAAAAAUCUUCAGGCUUCACGUAAUAAGGCCUUCAGCUAUGUCCGUGACAGGUUGGAUGACCGGAUGAAUGGCUGGUCGGAUUUAACUUUCAAGUUAACGAGUGCCAUUUCUAAUUUCUGGUGGAGUUCCAAUGAUAAAGAUAGGGGCUUACAUUGGGUGGCUUGGGACAAGUUAUGUGACGAAAUUAAUAAUGGAGGUUUGGGAUUUAGAGCUUUGGAUAAAUUCAAUGAUGUGAUGCUGGCUAAACAGUAUUGGCAACUGAUUCAAUUCUCGAAUUCUCUGUUUGCUCGGGUGUUGCAGGGUCGGUAUUUUUGGAACAAACACCCUUUACUGGCUAAAAAGCCUCAUUCACCGUCGUUUGAUUGGAAGAUUAUUUACUCGACUAAGGAUUUAGUAAUGCAAGGUGCAAGGUGGCUGGUGGGAACUGGCACGAAUAUUUCGGUGUGGCGUGAUCCGUGGAUUCCUGAUCAAUAUCCUCGUCCUGCGAAUGGGAGAGAUAGGAAUAUAACAGGUUUUCAAGGUACACAGCUUGAACCAUAUGAGGUGAUUAAUCAGGCUGCAAGUGACAAAUUGUUUUGGGAGGAUGCUCAGUCUCCGGUAGUGGUUGCUACAGGGACUUCAGAUCCUUUGGAUUUGGUAGCUCCCUUGGUGCCUCCGGUUUAG
Molecule: messenger RNA, 1206 nt
Organism: Camelina sativa (false flax)
Lineage: Eukaryota; Viridiplantae; Streptophyta; Magnoliopsida; Brassicales; Brassicaceae
Source: RefSeq, a predicted model, not a curated record